CCUGCCUGCACUUCUGCCCUGCCCCAGGCUGUUCUCCGACAAGAAGCAAGUGGAGAUAAGGGGUGGGGAGUGUGCCACACAGGAGCAGGACAGGGGCUUGGUGUGGCAGAGGAGUCCUGGGGGGAAGGGGGGUCUAGCUCCUGUUGCCUCAGCUUUCAGUUGGAACCUUUCAGCUGGAAGCACAAUUGCCCAAGAAGGAACCCCUACCGGUAGUGCUCCCAGAUCCAGGCCCAGUACCACAGCUGGAGGAGAUGGGACCAGUGGUACACUCUAAACCCACACCCGAGCCUGAAGGAGACUACUUCACUGAAAGCCUGGAGCAGCAGGGCUACAGGAUCGAAUCUCUCAAGCCCUAUGAGGAAGAGCGGCAAUCCAGAACCUGGAGCUUCAAUGCGAACUCAAGCAACAGGGAAGAGGAGCAGGUGUCCACCACCCAGUUCCGCUCCAUCCGCGUGCAGACCUCCAAACACCUCUUCUGGGCCAACAAGCUCAUCCAGGCAUCAGAGCACAGCCUCCAGCAGGCCUUAGAAAAACAUCGCAAGAGCCCCCGGGAAAGGAAGUCUGUCUGCAUCUCCCAGGUUCUCACAGACUGCGCCCCGCGACCAUCAAGCCCCUGUCUAUCAUGCACCAGCCUGCCCACAGCCAUUGGCCUGGCAGAUCUGAUCAACUUUGCGUCCUCCCUGGCUGUAGCCUCCUCCAGCCACAAGGAAGUGCCUAAUUUAGAAAAUAUGAUCAAAGCUACAUCUGAGAAGUUGCAGGAGACACCUAUAGACCUUUGCCAGCCAGUCCAGUCCAUCAAGUUUGCCCAGGCUACCCAGAUCACCCAGAUAACCUCCGAGAAGCAAGAGAAGUCAUUUGAAGACAUGACAACUCAGAAAUCUUGGACUCCAGAAACCAGUAACGUAGCUUGCUCUUACCUAGAUUUUAGCAAGACGGGGCUUAAGAAUGCCACCAUCCAAGGGGAAGUGAAGUUUGUCCAGGCACCAACCAAGUCCUCCCAGCUUCAGGAAGCCAACGACUCGGUGCCGGGAACCAAGAAAGGGAAUCCAUUAUUGCUGAAAAUCCAUUUUAAGUUGUCAUCCCCCUUACCCCAAAAGAAAUGACUAGACAAAAACAUUAAAGUCUCCAGUGCCGGC
Molecule: messenger RNA, 1136 nt
Organism: Peromyscus eremicus (cactus mouse)
Lineage: Eukaryota; Metazoa; Chordata; Mammalia; Rodentia; Cricetidae
Gene: Spata32
Product: spermatogenesis associated 32
Exons: 2
Coding region: 252-1103 (283 amino acids)
Biological process (GO): spermatogenesis
Cellular component (GO): perinuclear region of cytoplasm
Molecular function (GO): actin binding
Source: RefSeq, a predicted model, not a curated record